AUGGAGUAUCCAUCUGAGGACCUCAGAGAGCAUACGGCAUCGAGGCUCCCCACUUACCGUCAUGUUGACCUACAGAAGCUGGACCUUGACCGUGACCCAGCGUUGUCAGAGCGAGCAGAAGUCUUAACGCACGGUGAAAGCAAAGAACAGGCGGGUCCCAGGAACGAUAUCAAACCACCUCAUAUGCGAAACAAUUCGACCAGCAACAUCAUCACGACUCAUGAAAUCCGACCAUCGCUGAAGGCAUCCCGGCAUUUAAGCUUCCCUACAGAUCAUUCUUCGCAGCCACGACCGGUCAACCUUUUAGCGGACUCGUCUUCGCCUUCCUCUGCGACCAACACACCCGCCGCGAAACUCGCGACCAAAAGGAAUGCACAGCCUGUAACGCGAAAGAAUCAUAAUGGAGCCAGUUAUCCUCCACUCAGCAUGAUCACACGUGGAUAUACACAAGACUCGACUACAACGUCUACAACGAAUUGGGUCGCACAACAAUCGGCUCUUAGUCCAAAACCUGCCAGCAACAACGAAAAGCCUCCUUCGAGCCCGCCACAACCAGAAUCGCAACUUCAACCUCAACCACAACCACCACGAUCCAUUGCAGACAGCGCAUCCGCACGACCUCCCAUCAAAGUCGCUCCCAUCCGCGGAUUCAAAUCAUCGCGAAAGAGUGCAGAGAUGGCCUCGCGCCGUUUCUCGCAGGAGCUGGAUAGCACCGUCAGAGUCUACGAUCCCCACGAGAAUUUACACCGCCGGUCCCGUCAGUCGGAGCAGGAUGAGCAUAACAGUGAUGAAAGUGAUCUAUUCCUGAGAGCUGCGCGCGAGGAGGAGUUGGCGCAACAAAAUAAUGUUAAUACAAAUGGAGAUUCUCCAAGUCGGUCGGACAGCAGAAGGUCCCGAAUCGGACAACGUCCCUCCAGCUUGCUCUUCAACUCAACUGCUCUCGCUCGCCGUCGAGGAUCGGAUCAAGAUAAUUCGAAUGGCUUACCUAUUAUGGCUGGCCAGGAAAGCAUCGCACAGGCAUUGACCUACCGUCCAGCCGGCAGGGAUCGCCCUUCUGCGCUGGAAGAUCUUAAUAGAACUCGAUACGCUGGACAAAACUCACGCUCAACACCGACCACCCCAAGGGCGACUGACAGCAGAGAACGUUCUCCUGAAGAAUACGGGGGACGCCGCCCGUCAGUACCAGAAGCCAUCUUGCCUCCUCGUGCCUCCUACCGGCAGUCAAAUCUGUCAUAUUCGACACCUCGAAUCUACAAUUCAUCACCACUAGUAUCCCGCACAACCGACCUGCAUGACACGCCUGAGACACCACGAGGAGCGGAAGGAACAGAAUCAACAGUAUCGACAACUGCACCGUCGACCGUCUGGGACGAGCUCGAUGAACUGAAGUCACGAAUACAUAGAUUGGAAUUGACGGGGAAGCUACCACCUACAUCUGGCGCUGCUAUGUCAAGGGCAUCGGCGGAUCGACCACCAACGGCGACGACUACCAUAACCACCUUAUCUUCUUCGCCAAAACGAGGGCGGGGGAUUAGCAUAUCACCAGUCGAACCUCCUGUCGUUGUAGAACAGCCACCUGCUGAAGCUCACCCUCUUUUGCAUGCUGCUUUAGCGAAAGCUAAGCCACUUCUUAACGCCGAGAUAUACAAGACAUUAGAAGCUACUGCUUCAGAUGCUCUGGCAAUCUCGUCAAUGAUGGGGACCUCGGGCCAACCUGGACCCAUUUCAAGCUCUCAAUCAACGGUUGGAGGACCAAAUGCUGGCGUAUCUGACCGACAAGUCCGCCGCAAAGCUGAUAGUAUGUGUCGAAGUUUGACUGAACUUUGUUUGGCAUUGUCCGAAAACAAGAACGAGGCUGCACAAGCUGUUACUAGUCAGGCACUGGAACGACCUAGGACUCGUGACACUGAGGUUCUUCCAAGCAUUGAAACGAACAAUACUCGUCAGAUUGUUAAUACCGAUCUCAACAGAGUCAAGUCGAGUCCAAGAGCUCUCAGUCGACUAGAAGCACGACGAAGUAGCUUACUUGCUACGAGCGCGUUACCAAGUCCUCGCUAUGCUCCAUCUGAGGUUGGAACACCAACACAAACGGGACGGCGAACGUCACUAUUCCUUAGAACUCGACGUACAGGAACAGAAGAGCCAGAGGAGGACGAUACGUUCCGUGCCCCUUCCAGAGCCAUUACUGAAGUUGGUCGUCCGAGACAAUCGCCUCGAGAAUACACAUCUCAACAGCCACUUCCUGAACGAUCAUCUUCUAUCACAUCUUCUUUGCCCGUCAGAAGACAUUAUGCUUCGACAAGCUUGACGAAUUCACAACCAAUGCCGCCAGUGUCAGCCCUUAACAACAGGAGAUACCUGGAAAGGUCAACACCAGAACGAGACACCUCGACUGUCAUUGGACGACUUGCAGAAGAUCGCUCACAGAGAAAGUCAUCUAUCGGCUCUGGCCUCCCAAUUGGACGAACUGGCAGUCUAACCAGAAGAAAUCGACAACCUACUAGCAGCGAAUUUACUGCUGGCCAGGCUGGUGGCUACCAGUAA
This is a messenger RNA of Mollisia scopiformis, 2544 nucleotides long. RefSeq lists its product as uncharacterized. The record is from RefSeq and is a predicted model, not a curated record. NCBI's taxonomy places the organism in Eukaryota, Fungi, Ascomycota, Leotiomycetes, Helotiales, Mollisiaceae. The transcript has 2 exons. The coding region runs from base 1 to 2544 and encodes 847 amino acids.